UGCAGCUGUUUGAAAUUGCAUGGAGAAAUGUCAAAUCCGUGAUAUAACCUCCUCCACUUGGACCCGUGUUUGGAGCUAUGUAGUGACUUUCAACUGGAGCCGGCAUUUAUCCAAAUCAUGCACAAGCUACUGCGUCCAUGCUGGCGCAAUCUACACUUCCAUCGUCGAAACGCAGCAAAUCUUCGCUUAGCCGAACAACAACAACGAUGGAGUUCGACCCAGGAAAUGCGAACGCUGGAAGAUGUAAUUGCCGAUCGUCGUCAACAAGCCAAUCGAAGCAUAGUGGUGCAGGUCAACUCCGAGAGGUCCUUCUCAGAACUUUUCACCUACUGCCAGCAGUUCGGGGAGAUCGAAGGCUGCCACCAUUACAAGCUCUCUCACGACGAACUCCACUACAUCCUCGUCGAGUUCCAAACAGAAUCGAGCGCUGAAGCGGCUAUGAGUUCAUCUUGCUUCAACGAGGAUCUGUCAGGGGUACCGAUCCGGUCUCCUUUCUUGUGGUUCCGAGCCGGGAAGAAGAAGGGAAGCCCCGCGAAAAGCGCCAGCCCCAAAACAAGUCUCAGUAGCUUGGACGGCAUCCACACCAUUCCCAACAAUGAACUUGACGACUUGUUAAUGGCUUCACAGGACGUGGAGGGCCAGAUGCAGACUCUGCAUCGAUCGACAGUCCUGAACGACUUAGGGACGCGGUUGAGAUUCCUUGCCGCUCGUCAAGUCGAAUCCACAAUUGCCGGAAUGUUUCCGAACGCAAACGCUCUACCAUUCGGUUCAAGCGUGAAUGGAUUUGGGAGAAUGGGAUGCGAUUUGGACUUGAUUCUGCGGUUUGACAAGGACUCCCAUUUAGGGUGUAAGUCAAUCGAUUCCCGACUUGUAUUUCACACCAAAGAAACACUAAGCAAUGGACGAUCACAAAUGCAGCGGCAGAUGGAAUGCAUUGGCGAUUUAUUGCAUCUUUUUCUGCCUGGCGUGUACCAUGUUCGUCGAAUUCUCCAGGCGAGGGUGCCAAUAAUAAAAUUCCAUCAUGAGCAUUUGGACCUAGAGGUGGACUUGUCCAUGAGUAAUCUGACCGGUGUCUAUAUGUCCGAGCUCCUGUACAUGUUUGGGCAAAUCGAUGAUCGCGUGCGACCCCUCACGUUCUGUCUACGGCGAUGGGCGCAGACCUGUGGACUCACCAAUCCUUCGCCUGGACGCUGGAUUACAAACUUCUCACUCACUUGUCUCGUCAUUUUCUAUCUACAACAGCUAAAGGAGCCUAUCCUGCCGCCCAUCAGCCUUUUUGUGAAAUCAGCCAAAUCAAAUGAUCUCCGAGUCACCGAGGACGGCAUAAACUGCUCCUUCCUGCGCGAUGUCCGAAACCUCCCAUUCAAAACCGAAAACAAAAGUUCGUUGACCGAACUUUUACUGCAAUUUUUCGAAUUUUAUUCACAAUUUGACUUCAACAAUCGCGCCAUUUCCUUGAAUGAGGCACGAAACAUAGUCAAACCCGACCACUCGGCCAUGUACAUCAUAAAUCCGCUCGAACAGCACUUGAACGUGAGCAAAAACAUUAGCCUGGAAGAGUGCGAACGAUUCCGGAUAGAAGUACGAAAUGCUGCUUGGAUCCUGGAGUCGGAUAUGGAGCGAAACACAUCGAACGAAAGCAGGGAAGAACCUUGGGGUCUAUUGAAUCUUUUCCGGACUCCAGAGAAAACCAUCAUUCGCCCAAAUAUGUUUUUCAAGCCACGCUUGGUAGAAGUGAGUGAGCUUUUUGACGAUUCAUCAGCGGAUGGAGAGCAUCGAAAUUUGGAAUUCAAGAAUUCGACGGUCAAAAGUCAAGUGCGCAACGCCCGUGCGCAAGCGAAAAAUGAUUUAAAACAACUGCAAGCAAAAUUAGGCGGAAAGACUGGUGGGAAGGCGGCCAGGUGAUGAAAAGUUGGCUGUCUAGCGUGAAUAUAUUUAUAAUUACGACUAAUUUUUGUAAAGUCAGUUUUGAGAGUAUAUCAAGUGUUUUUAGAAAUUAAA
Molecule: messenger RNA, 2001 nt
Organism: Hermetia illucens (black soldier fly)
Lineage: Eukaryota; Metazoa; Arthropoda; Insecta; Diptera; Stratiomyidae
Gene: MTPAP
Product: poly(A) RNA polymerase, mitochondrial
Exons: 3
Coding region: 118-1905 (595 amino acids)
Biological process (GO): mitochondrial mRNA polyadenylation
Molecular function (GO): poly(A) RNA polymerase activity; nucleic acid binding
Source: RefSeq, a predicted model, not a curated record